AUGGGAAAUGGUUGGCAUUCCUUCUUCCUGAAGGCACGGCGAGAGAGGGAGCGGGCGAAAGCCGUGCACACACGCAGCCACACAGCCGCACAGACGCGUGGCCGGCGAGGAAGAGGAAGCGAGCAGGAGGCAGAACAGAGCCCGCAGCUCGCCGUGCCCAUGGCUGGCAGCAUGUCCACCCUCAGCCCGGCCGCCUGGGGACUGUACCUGCAGCUUCUCUCCUGCUGGGCUUUCUCUCAGAGCCCCUACGCUGGCAAUGCCUUCUCGCUCUCAGCAGAUCUCCCUUGUUUGGAACAGAAGAAGCAGCCUACCCACGGAGCGUGCUGCCUCCUCAUCCCGCCACCACCACCCAUGUUCCCACCACCGCACUUCAGGCAGGAUUGGAGCUCCGGGCUGCUUGAUCUGGACGUGAAGGAAUUGUGUCAAGCACUCCAGACAACACAGGCUUUCUCUCUGCCCGAGUCGCAUUGCCCUGCAGGGCCUCCUGGCCCCCAGGGUCCACAAGGAAUUCCUGGUAUAAUGGGACCAAAAGGAGAGAAAGGGGAGAUUGGCAGGCCAGGAAGAAAGGGUAGACCAGGUCCCCCGGGUGUCCCUGGAAUGCCAGGACCAAUAGGAUGGCCUGGACCUGUGGGGCCGAAGGGUGAAAAGGGAGAUUUGGGUGUGAUGGGAUUGCCAGGUACCAGAGGACCAAUGGGCUCCAAGGGUUUUCCAGGAACUAGAGGAGAAAAGGGAUCCAGAGGGGACAGGGGAGACAAAGGAGUCAAAGGAGACCAGGGAGAAAUAGGCUCCCCUGGAAUGCUGGGACAGAAAGGAGAGAUGGGCCCAAAGGGACAGUCUGGAGCACCAGGACACAGAGGACCCAUAGGAAGACCUGGAAAACGAGGCAAACAAGGGCAAAAGGGAGACAUUGGACCUGUGGGUAUCAUGGGCCCACCUGGAAGGCCUGGUCCUUCUGGCCAGCCAGGCCCCCCUGGACCUUCAGGAUUAGGGCAAUAUGCAAUAGGACCAAAAGGGGAACGAGGACUUCCAGGACCUCCAGGGAGAUGUCUCUGCAGACCCCCACAGCAUGUGAAUAAUCCACCAUAUGAGGAAUCUGUGUUUGGACACAGGUAUCCAAAAGUCCCUGCGAUUUUUGUGGUGAAUAAUCAAGAAGAAUUGGACCGGUUACAUACUGAAAAUGCCUUAGCUUUUAGAAGAGAUCAGAGAUCUUUGUAUUUCAAGGAUACCUUUGGAUGGCUCCCAGUCCAGCUCACCCCUUUCUACCCUGUGGAUUACCGUGUUGAGGUUGGCAGUACCUGUGGAGAUGGGAUCGUUCAGGAUGGGGAAGAGUGUGACGAUGGCAAUGCGGUUGUGACGGAUGACUGCAUAAGAUGCCGCCGUGCUUACUGCGGAGAUGGCUACAGACAUGAAGGAGUGGAAGACUGUGAUGGGAAGGAUUUUGGAUAUUUGACGUGUAAAACAUAUCUCCCUGGGUCUUAUGGAAAACUGCGAUGCACUUCGUACUGCUACAUUGACUCUACACAGUGCCGAUACUUCACAUGAGGGGAGCAGAGAAGGGCAGCAUCCCAGAUGUCACGGGGUGCGAGGUGCUACGCUAUCAUCUAUCCAGGAAGGUCUGGCAUUAAAAAAAAAAAAAAAAGAAAGAAAAAAAGCCAUCUCUGUAUGAAAACAAACAGACUUCGUACUGCUGAUGGCCAUUUUGAGAUGUUUGUCUUUUUUUUUUAUAAGUCAGCUUAUGAAAAAAAUAGGACCACUGUAUCCUGUCUUAAUAGAGAAACUCAGUGUUUGCCAGUAAGACUCAUGCGGCUGUGUCUGGGGACUCACACUGUCACAAAUGCUACAGGAAACGGAAUGCCACUAACCAGGAAUAUUGUGUAACAAGACAACAUUACCUCGGCUUAGCACUGUUCAGCCUAAAUUAAGUUCUUCAGGGUUUUUGUUUUUCAGCCUUCUCAGCAUAAACACAAAGCAUAUCUCGGAUGCGGUGUUUAUAGAGACUUUCUCUUUUAUUACAAUGUGAACUUCCUUUGUGUCGUAUCCAGGGGAGCGAUGAUGCUUUCAGCAGCACUGUGGUUAGCUGCACACCUUUGUGGGUCAGAGGAGCAGGGGCCUUCCAGUAAAUGCUUUAAAGAUCAGCAAAUGGGGCAAAAACCCUCCAGGUAAAUGGUUGGGCUGCGUCCAUCUGCACCAUCCACAGAAAUGUGAGCUAUCAUACUAGGCCUCAGCCCGCAGGCCACGAAGGCCAAAGGGGACAAACAAAUGGUGACGCAGCCAAGGUGCUCUCACUCCAAGGAGGAUAUCAGGCUGGGACUGAAGAUGCAGGAUGAGUUGAUUUCAUUUUUUCACCUUUGCCAAGCCAGCUGCACUCUGUGUGAGCCCAACAGGACUGGGGAAGUGCUGGGUCAGCAAGGCUGCCCACCUGGAACCUCAGUGCAACCAGGCCUGUGCUCUGGUCUCUGCCCUGGAAGGCCUUGUUCUCCUCCCAUGGUCCGCCAAACUCCGUCCUUCCGUGAUGGCUGUACCCAUCCUGUGUACUGACCUGUCUGGACCUCUCUCCUCUCCUGCCAUUGUGUCUGGAGCCCCCCGCAAUGUGCCUCCUCACUUUUGUAUCCCCAUGACACAAAUCCUGGCCUAGUGCACUUGUGGGUGCUCAUUCAUGCUGUACAAUGUACAUAUAUCUCAGUUUUUCAGGAAGUUUGGUCAACUCUACUAGCUCUGAUAGGAGUCAGAGUAAUUAUCUACUUAUUUAUUAGCAAGCAUUAAUGAACAAAUUUCACAUGGGAAGCAUAUUAAAUACUUCAUGUGCAAGAGAGUUCAUAACAGAAGAAUACGGUACAACGAUAUGUGGAAUUCAGGACUAAGAGCCUCAAACCAAGGUGUGAUUUUCAUACAGGCCACUCUUUGCUGCUUUGCUGUAAAUGCUGUACUUGAAUGUUUGAAGUGUGUGAGUUGCUUGUCACAAUGGCAGCACCACAGCAGCUGCACUUAUAUGGUUACUUCUUAAAAGUUGAAUAAAGGUGGAUGUUAUGUUAUAAUGAUAAUGCAUUAAAGCAACCAAGAAUACAUACGACUUCUACCACUUGUAUAGGAGACUUUAGCUCUGCAUGUCCAAAGUGAUACUGGAAAUCAUCAAUUAAAAGCAAAAUAAAAUUAAUGUACUUUGUGGCUGUUGCUUACCUGGGCUGCUUGUGCUGUGAAACUGAGCCACCAACAGCUGUAGCCUGUUUCAAUAGCUCAAAAUCUUUCUUCUUGUUGCCUUUUUUUCAUUAUUUAAACAGAGGUCUUAAAAAAAGGUCAAAGAACCAAAGGGGCAAGGAACUUGCCAUAAGCUCUGGGAAUCUGUGCACUAGGAUAGCUGCCUUGUAAUGUCCCAUGUUGGUGUAAGCGGUGGGUUUCAGCUGGUGGGAUCCUGGCGGGAUCCAGCACGUUCUCGAAGGAAUCCAUCUCCACUUGCAGCCCCCCAGAAGGCUGGAGUCCUUAAAAAAUUCAGAAGUCCCAGCGGCCUUUCACUUUCAGCUUUAAGUCCUGUUGUUUUCAAAAGCUCCUACCUCCAAAGGACAUUGUAAAGCCAAAGUGCACCAGGGGCAGGAAAAGAAAAAUGAGUCGUGAUCACACACAUCAAAUUGUAGUGUGCUGCACAUACAGAAGGGCAGCAUCAGCCUGGUCAGAAAACAAAGCGUGGAUUUUAAAAGAACUGUAUUAAUACAGCACAAAAAUUUCAACAUCUUAACAAAAAGAACUGCAAGUUGUAAGAGAAAAAAAAAAAAGACAUGGAACAAGUUUCUUACUACCAUUACCAUCUUGUUCCCCUCUGAUGAUAAAGCAUCAGAAAAAAACAUCUGAGGACUGUUAAGUAUUCAUGUUAUAAAAGACUGUGAAAAAACCUUCCUCCUUAUUUCAGAUGUAUCUACUUUAUUAUUAAUUGAGGAUUCUUCAGCUGGAUGGUGCCUGGGCUGCUAUGGUUUAUAUUCCCUCCUUGUCUGAGUUUCUUAAUGCAUCAUGCCAAGUGUGGCUCAAAAGUUGACUGAGUUCAGUUCCUUGGCCUUCUGUAGCAGCAAAUGCCCGUGGGAAAGUUUUCUAAUCAUUAGUGCACAGCUGUAGAUGAACUCAGAAUUAGUAUGAGCUUACAUCAUGCACUGUAUUUAAUGUAUACUAAAAAGCCAGCUUGCACUUAAUAUGUGAUUAAAUAUGUGUAGUUAUCUACCGCAUGUAUUAACAGCUCACGUCAAUAAAUCAUGCUACCUUAAUUCUGGCAUUUCCUCGUUUUCACUUAGCUCCUUUUGGCUUUUACAACACAGCUUGUACAUGCCCAGCCGUGUGCAAGCUGGGGCUCUCUGUGCUGAGGACUGGUGUCAUACCGAGCAUGGGGAGCUCAAAGCAAAGCCCGAGCGUGUGCUCCCUCAUGGGUAAUGUGGGGGUUCAGUGCAUGUGGGGAGCAUGGGCCUGGAGAUGCGGAGCCAGGCCAAAGUGCACAAGAGCACAGUCCUGCUGAAAAUCGCAUUAGUAGCUGCUUCCCUCUCCCCUGCAACCCAGGUCUUGGAGCUUAAAAAGCACCGAGUCACAACAUCCUUCCAGCAGUCUUAAUCAGCCCUGACAGUUUCCCGUGUGGCUGACAGAGGGUACCUGUCAGAUGUGCUGGUUUCAGCAGUUCUGCUGCUGGCACACACAAGCUAUGAGAGACACUGAAAACAGGGUCACCUGAAACAGGGUGACUUUCUGAGCAGGACAACUGGUGUGAAACGCUGUGGGAUUAGAGCAUCUAAAAAAGGUACAGCCAUGGAGCUGUACCUGCUGCUGCCCAGCGAUGAGCAGGCUCUGCUUUGGGCUGCCAGAUAUUGUGCUGCUGGGCUGACCCUCAGACAUUCAAUGUUUAUCCCCUGCUCUGUAUGCUGAGGGGGAUAGGUUGGGGGGUUGCCCAGGAUAAAGAGCAAUGGGCAGCAACACCUGGAGCAGCAGCUGCAGGCCCGGUUUUACGGCUGGCUGGUUGUCAUAAUUCAGCUGCCUGGCAGCCUGCUGAAGCCUCAUUAGGCUCUUGAGGGACAGCGGGAAACAGGUGCCGUGUGGCGAGCGCCAUGGGGAAGAAUCUCUGUGUACAUGUUGAAGGGCUGCCCCUGUAUUUUGUAGCAGUAACACCCACCUUCGAGUCAGGGUUACAGGCAGACAGCUGCAGGCAGCAGCCCCAAGAGGCCAAGGGGCUCCAGCUGAGGAGAAAGGAGGUGAAACUCCCUCCCCCACAAGUGCAAGGCUGCCCUGCUUUAGGGAUGGGCUGAGGGCUCGGUAGAGCAAAGCUCAGAGCUCCCCAUGGAAAAGGGCAGCCCAUCCCAGGUGUCACAAGGCAGUUAGCAGUACAUCAGCAGCAGGGUUUCUGCAGUGCCAGGCAGUGUGGUGACACUGAGUUCUCCUCUCUGCCUGGCACGUCGAUGCUCAGGUUUCACAGCAGGGUGGCCUGCGCUGCUGAGCAUAGGCACACGAGAGCUGAAAACAUUGUGAUUUUUAUCAUACAAAGAGCUCGCGUGUAACGUCAGCACUUUGGAGUGGAAGGAAUUCCCACUGCCUACAGCUCAGCUGGACAUGGGCGUUGAGGCUGAAGGACAGUGUGCCCGACAGCUCUCAUUUAUAGAGAUGAUCAACUCUGUGCAACAUUUAUGUAGGGAUUUGAACCACGGCAGUUCACAAGACUGUACCUUGGCUUCACCAAACUGAAUUCCAAGGCAAGAGCCUCUUAGUAAAGGACACACUCACCAGCUGGUCAGGGAACAUACAAAAAUGACUUGAUUUCCUGAUGUUAAAGGAUCAAGAAAAUGUAAAGUCAUAUUUAAUUACUUUUUCAGAAGAAGGUCUACAUUUCAGAAGGAGCAGUAGCUUGGCUGUGCCAGCUUCAAGUAGAAGACCAAUGUAAGAAAACAAAACACCAGAUGGAGAAGUUUUCAGGCUGGCUGAGAAGCCAUCCCCAUCUUCCACCCUGGGGCUGUUUGGAGCCUCCUGCCCAAGGUGACCAAUAAAGCACGAAGUGGGCAAACCCAGCAGUGGCUAUUUAUACAUUGACAGCAUGACAUCUAUUAAAGGGGAGAGAACGUGAAUCCUUAAAAGAUAGAUAGGGCAUGAAAUUAAAUUGAGGGAAAUCAGCAGUGAAACGGCAGGAGUCAGCGGGUGAUCGGGAAGCUCAGCAUUCCCCUAGGAAGGGGACAGUUCCUUAAGGCCAAGUGCCUGCCCCUUGCCACCCUGCUGCAUGCAUGUUUUGUUGCCCACGUGAAGCUUUCUGUUCUGUGGCUUCUGGGCAAUGCGCACAUCACACAGUGUGGGACGCAGCGUGUCGGCCAGCAUUGAAUCCCUGAGCUGAGGCUCAAGUAUCAGGUGGUGGGGACGCGCAUGGUGCUGAAGGCACAGGGCUCCCUUGCGCCUGGUACCAGCUGCCAGGCAAGAAAGCAAGUGGAAAAGUGUGACCUAUAGGAAACUAUGUGAGGCACGUCUGUCUCUGGAGGCUACAGAUGAGCUGACGAUACCAACACUGGAAACAGAUGCUAAAUUAAUUGGAAAUUGUUUUGGCGGAAAGCCAUCGCUGGAGCAGGAGCCUUGGUAUAGAGACAAAUUGAUGCAAAAUGUGUUUUUAAGUCUCAGACCUGUUUGGGUUUGAGAAAACUGUGAGCCGGACUCUUUUUGGCGUAGCUGCAGGAACUUUCACAGUUCAUCUUUUGGAAAGCAGUGAAGUCCAUGCUCACAUGUGGUGGGACAGCACCAGGGUCAGCUUGGGAUCUGGCAGGGAGGCAGGCCUUGACUCCUUGACUCCAUGUCCUCUUGGCUCAUGGCUCUGGAAGGAUGCAAGGAUCACCAAUUUCAGUUCCUCCUGCUGCAGGCAAAGCACUGGCAUCAAUGGUGAUCCACUACUCUAGUGGUAGUUUGAAUAGUGAAAGAUCUUUGGAGGAGUUUUAACAAACCUUGAAACCAGAACAACAGCAAAUACGGGCUGGUAAAAGGUGAAGGUUACAGGGAUGCAAGCAUGCAGUGAAACUUGGAAAAGCCUUUUUCCCAAAUGUGCAAAGUCAGGGGUUGAGCCUGCACUGCCAUAGACUGGCUUAGGUUGGAAGGGACCUUAAAGCCUGCCCAGUUCCAACCUCCUGCUGUGACCAGGGCUGCCACCCACCAGCUCAGGCUGCCCAAGGCCCCAUCCAACCUGGCCUUGAGUGCCUACA
Messenger RNA from Numida meleagris (helmeted guineafowl), 7190 nucleotides. RefSeq names its product collagen like tail subunit of asymmetric acetylcholinesterase (gene COLQ). Gene Ontology annotation, molecular function: heparin binding. The coding region runs from base 1 to 1542 and encodes 513 amino acids. The record is from RefSeq and is a predicted model, not a curated record. The transcript is spliced from 17 exons. Lineage: Eukaryota; Metazoa; Chordata; Aves; Galliformes; Numididae.